AGGGGUCAGAGGGCGGGUUUGGGCCUGCAACCCUCGAGGGGCCCAGAGGAGACGCUGAGUACGCGGAGUUUCAGCAGUUAGACGGACCCGCCGAAGCUUCAUCUGAAACUCAGACUUCUUCCUGGAAAACCGGAGGACUGCGCUGCGUUGAAGCGUCACUGAAAUAUCAGUGUGACACCUUGAUGAAGUCAGCCAGGUGCCUUGCAGAGAUGGCUGUGCAUGUGACUCUGAGCAGGACGUGUUCGUAUAACCGCUAUGAGCUGCUGGCUUGGCUCAAUGAAACCUUACAGACAAGCUUCACCAGGGUGGAGCAGGUAUGCACAGGUGCGGCUUACUGCCAGCUGAUGGACUUGCUGUUUCCCGGUUCUUUGGACCUCUCCGGGGUCCAGUUCCAGUGCGAUACCAUCAUGCACUCCCUGCAUAACUUCACCCUGCUGCAAGCUGCUUUCAAAAGGGCCGGCGUGAUCAGGCACAUCCCCAUCGAGGCGCUGAUGAAGAGGAACCCUACGGUGGCUCUGACCUUCCUCCAGUGGUUCAAGCUCCUCUUUGAUGAGAAAAAUGACAGCAGGGAGUACAACGCCUCGGAAGCCAGAGGAGGACAGAACCUGGUUCCCGCUGACUCAGAUGCGUUCCUCCUCCCUCAGCAGAAACUCCUCUUCAAUGCGACGGACGAGGAAAUCUCAGAGGAACCAAAGAGGGAAAAACCAAAGGACGUGAUCUCGCUGAUCUCCGAUGAUGAGGACGAUCUUGUGGACCCGACGAUGGAGUUGGUAACAGACAAAGACGAGUGUGUCCGGCCCGAGCGAGUAAAGGGGGCGGGGCAAACACAUACAUCGGUGGACAAGAGUGCUACUCUUUUGGACUUCAUUAAAAGCUACUGCUGUGAUGAUGUGGACAUGACGCCGACAGACGACAUCAUCAAGGCACUCCACGGCACACCGUACUGCCUGUACCUGUACGUUGGGGUGGAGUUGCGUGAGGAGCGGAGAACGAGCAUCAUCCUGAUUGGCUACUUUGACAGGAGCUUGGGUGUGAGCGUGGUGAGGCCGCUGCGCACGCUGCAGCUGAGCGUGGACUCUGAGAUCGAAGCCCUGGAGUCAGACGCAGGCCUCCUGACGGAGGUACUCAUGGAAGCUGGCCUUCCUCUCUCCAACCUGGCUGUGUUUUACUGUGAUGCUCCGCCCCCAGAGGCGAGCCAGGGGUUUGCAGCCCAGCUCCGGCCUUUCAGCCCCGGGUUGUUAUCUCUGUGCGGCCUUUCUGGGAUGGCGGAAAGAGCGUGCCAGGAAGGACUCCUGGCUUCCUUCAGUCACGUGGUUGACCUGAUUAAAGACGUUCACCAUCACUACUCCACCUACUCCUCCAUUAACAACAGCCUGAAGGAGCUGUUUGCGAACAUGGAGCAUUACAACCCAUCCCAUCCUGUCUCCUCACAGUGUUCAUUCUUCAUCCACACGGUGCAGAAGAUGGUUGGCUGCUGGAGGGAUUUGGUGGACUAUUUUACGUCUCUAAGGCAGGCCGAGGACGCUGACUGGAUCAGUACCCGGCUGAUGGAUACUAAAGUCAAGCUGCACUUCCUGUUCCUGGCCCACACGUUGGAGCCGCUCAGAGCACUCCAAGAGCUGCAGCAGUAUGGAUCAGCAGCUGUCAGCGUGGAGCUGCAGCAGACGUCGGUGCUGCUCCACUUCUACGCCGUGAGCGUCCUGCGGCCGGCUGCCGUCGACGACUUUCUCAGGAGGCGAAAUGUGAAGCUGCUCCACAGCGAGGCGACGCUGCUGCCCACAGCGGAGGUGAAGGUGGGCGCUCGAGUCAAAGACUUCCUGUGUGCCACCCCGGCUGUGGAUCUGGGGGACGAGGAGAGGAGCUGCUUCCUGAGGGACGCGCAGGAGUUUUAUAAGGCGACGCUGCAGAGUUUGGCCAAGAGCAUUCCCGAGCAGCUCGGAGACGUGGCACUGAGGAACAUCGCUACCGUGCUGAAAGAUCCGCAAAAUAUCAGUGAUGAAUUAUGCAGUACCGUGCUGUCAGAGUUGGCGGUUCAGCUGCGUCUGUGCAGCGCCGGCUCUCCAGAAGCUCGUCGGCUUCAGUGCGACUACCUCAGUUUGAUCCAGACAAGAAGGAACAGAGAGGCUGCUUUCUGGCCAAAGAUGCUGGAUGGAGUCAGACCGGACACGACGCUGCACAGGCUCAUUCUGACCCUCCUGGCUCUGCCGAGCUCGCUGCUCAGGACUCAGGUGUUUGCUAAGGUGUCGAGCAGCUUCAGGACUCUUCCUGAGAGGAAGGAAGCCUCCAAAGAUUUACCUGAACCGGGCACGUGGGCGAGAACAACCAGCCUCCGCAGGAGGAAGAUGCCUCUGCGUAACCAGGUAACCUAUAACAAUGUGGCAAGACGGCGCUCAGAGGACGGUGACCCAGCUGGGGUCAAACCCAACCUGCAUGUUCCCGCGAGAGAAUACUGCAGCGCGGAGGAGUCGGACAACACGGAAAACUCCUCUGAUGUGGUGGAUGUUACAGAAGAGCCCAGAACGCGGUGGGCCAGCAGACGGAGACGGACACAAAGUCACAGAAACCUUCAGGCUGAGUCUGUUUACAUCGUGAGCAGCGACGAAGAGGAUCGCAGCUUGGAUUCAGCGUCCGAGCAGGAAAACUGCACCGGGGAGCUGGUCUGGGGCUGCGUGAGCGGCUUCUCCCUGUGGCCGGCCAUCGUCAUGCCGAGCAGAGGAGAAACUCAGCUUCCAGGGAAGAGGAUGGUGCAGUGGUACGGACAAAAGAUGUCCUCUCAGGUCAGUUUGCAGGAUCUCAAACCGUUCGCUGCCUUCAGCGAGAACUUUUGUGCCGACUCCUUCGACAUCCUUAACACCUACCAGGAGGCCGUCUUCCUGUCCCUGCAGGAGGCGGCUCGGCGCUGUAAGAAGCAGUUUGCUGCACAUCCUCAGGACCGAGAUGAGCUGCUCAGGCAGAUGUUGGACUGGGCUUUUGGAGGCUUUCAGCCCUCGGGGCCUGAAGGAUUUAAACCCCAAACUCCAAAGAACGACUGCAGGCCAAAGGUGAUGAAGGAGCUCUCCCAUAAAGCCUCUCCUGGCGACAGCAGGAACUUUAAUGUGAAAGAAGUGGCGGUCUGCUUGAAUAGAUUGUCCUGCAGCUCCAUCAGCAGGUUCUCAAAGCCUGAAACUGCAAACAAAGAGGCGGAGAUCGGUUCCAAAGCACUGAAGGAGAGGGGACCCCGAGGAGGAGGAUCAAAGACAGGGAAACAGGGGAGGACGGAGGAGCAGGAAGAAGAAGAGGAGGAGGAGGAGCAGCAGGAGGAGGAGGAGGAGGAAUGGACAGGAGGAUGGGGAAAGGGGAAGAGUAAGACAGGAUGGAAGGGAAGGAGGGGUCACAAGAAGAAAGGCGACCUGUUCAGUGAGAACACGUCGUCUGAUUUGAUGCCGAGCAAGAAGGUCUACACCAAACUUUAUAAUAAGGUCAACAAGCCGUCCAGCUUCUACAGACAGCCUGACCAGAAACACAGAGAGAAGAUCAUAACCGGGAUCACGGAGAUGAAACUGGACAUCGAAGGUUACUGUCUGUGUUGUGGAACUGAAAACAUUGAGAUAUACCACCCUCUGUUUAAAGGAGGCCUCUGCUUGAAGUGUAAGGAUAACUUCACAGAAACCUUAUAUCGUUACGAUGGCGAUGGAUAUCAGUCCUACUGCACCAUCUGCUGCUACGGGAUGGACGUCCUGCUGUGUGGGAACGAUGGCUGCUGCAGGUCUUACUGCGAGGACUGUCUGAACAUCCUCGUCGGGCCGGGAACGUUUGAUUCGCUGAAGCUGCAGGACCCGUGGAUCUGCUACCUGUGUCAGGCUCACAAACCCCACGGAGCGCUGGUUCCCAGAGAGGACUGGAGCAUCCGUGUGCAGGAGUUUUUCACCAACGACAGUGGCAUGGAGUUUGAGUCUCACCGUGUUUACCCGUCCAUCCCCGCAAACCUCCGCAGACCCAUCAGAGUGCUGUCGCUGUUCGAUGGCAUAGGAACAGGUUUCUACGUGCUGAAGGACCUCGGCAUCAAAAUAGAGAAGUACAUUGCCUCUGAGGUUUGCGAAGAUUCGGUCGCUGUGUCGACGGUCAACCACGACGGGAAGAUCAUCCACGUUGGAGACGUCCGGCACAUCACUCCGGAACGCCUCGAGCAGUGGGGUCCUUUUGAUUUGCUCAUCGGCGGCAGCCCCUGUAACGACCUCUCUAUCGUCAAUCCGUUCAGGAAAGGCCUCUAUGAGGGCACCGGCAGGCUUUUCUUCGACUACUACCGCAUCCUUCAGUGGCUGAAGCCCAAAGAGGACGACCCCCGGCCGUUCUUCUGGCUCUACGAGAACACGGUCGCCAUGAACACCUGCAACAAAGUCGGCAUCUGCCGCUUCCUGGAGUGCAACCCGGUGAUCGUGGACGCCAUGCAUGUAACCCCGGCCCGCAGAGCUCGCUACUUCUGGGGAAACAUCCCGGGAAUGAGAAGGCCCAUCGUCGCCACCCACAACGACAAGCUGCAUCUGCAGGAGUGUCUGGAGAUGGGCAGAGAGGCCACGAUGUCGAAGGUGAGGACGAUCACCACCAACUCAAACUCUCUGAAACAAGGAAAAAAUGUGAAUAAGCUGCCCGUCCUCUACAACGGCAAAGAGGACCGGCUGUGGAUCACCGAACUGGAAAGAGUCUUCGGUUUCCCCAAACACUACACUGAUGUGCGGGACAUGAACAGGCAGCAGAGGCAGAAGGUGCUCGGGAAGGCGUGGUGCGUCCCCGUCGUCCGUCACCUGCUGGCCCCCCUGAAGGACUACUUCACCUGCGAGUACCUGCCUCCUUUAAGCUCCUCCUCCCAGUCCUCCAGCGCCUCUGCGGGGCAGCAGCUGUCGGGUUAGGAGGAGGCUGGAAGUGUUCAGUGUGUGGAGUUUAGAUGGAGCUUCGGUCUUCACUUCCAUCAGCGAUGGGCUGCUCGGGUUUGCAGCAGGUAACUCACCUGAGGAAGAUGCUGCUGGACGAUCCUUUCACCUCCCAGAGAUGCUCCAUCAACAAACAGCAGCACAGGAGCCUGAAACGCACAGGAAGUGGCCUAAACACUUUUGUUUUUCAAAAUAAGUCGACUGUCAUGAUACAGUUAAGAAUGAACGCUCUGCAGAUUAAUUGUGCUCGUUCGGGGUUGAAGGAGCAGCAGGUGCUGAUCUUCUGCACCACGUUACCUCCUUCAGUAAAUCAGAGCUGUGACUCUGAGCAGGGCUGACCUGCAACAAGCUGCACGGCUGAGAAAGGCCGAACUGUUUCCUCAACCAGCAUUUAAACUCGACCCUAACUCCACGCUGAGAGCAGCUCCACGUAUGAGCCGUGCUCGAUGGAGAGGCUCCGUCCUUAAAUAUAUGCAUCUGUUUUUUAAACUGCUAAAAGAUUAUGUUUGCUAUGUUAAAAAAAAGCAGGUAUUUAUUUUUUUAAUACAAUUUAGGCUGCUGCUGUUACGUUGAAGCUCCUUCAUUUAAAAGUUUUUAAAUCCUAAAAAUAACUGAAGCAUAAACAGAAGAAACAAAUUCAUAUCCAAACAGCUUCUGUUUGGGUUAAACUAAGGCCGGGUGCACUUUCAGGUAAUACCACAAGGUGGAGCAGUGAGACGGCGUAACCGUUAUUAACUUUGAGGAGGAGGAGGCGGGGCUGAAAAUAAAUUUUCAAAGUUAAAGAGACAACGCUGCCCUCUGCUGGUGACGGUUUUAGUUGCUGCUUUUUCACAGGGUGAUCACAAAAGGACCUUUAAUCGUGUUUCCAGGGGAAAAAAAACUGAUUUUCUUUAUAAACAUUUCAUUGCCACUUUUUCCUUUUGAUCGCCUUCAGCGGCCGGCUGCUGGGAUCUGAAGUUUCAGGUUAACGCUGUCGGACUGCAGCGGGUACGAGAGGUGGAACUGAAAUGUAUUAACUCUUUAUCGCCUUUUCCUCCUCUGGUGAUUGAGUUCAGCCUGUGGAAACCUGUGUUUGCACUCUGCCUCCAAACAAACUGACCUGAAGACCUUUGUUACUGUGACGCUGAAGCGCCGAGUCGUGUUUCUGUGAAGGGAAACGAGGCUGCGGCUCGAGCUUCGAUGGGCACUCAAACUCAGGAAGCAUCCCUGAUGCUGAAGUGACUGAAUUUUUAAUUUUAGCUGUUAAUUACAACAGUAAAGCAACGAUGAGCUCAAACCAUGAGUGAAAAUAUUAGACAUGUUACUGUAUUAAAUGUUUGUCCUAUUCUUUUUUUAAUAUUUUCUAUUGUGAUUUCUGUACAGAGGACUGAUCUCAGUGCUUUUGAAAGCCCACCUGUGUUUUUAUGCGGAUAUUUGAAGAGUUUGAAUAUUGUGUGUCCUUCUGCACCUGCUGGGAAGCCCUCAGCUCGUCUGCUGAUGUCACUCUCAGGGAUUAGAGGCGUUCCUGGUUCUCAGACUGGUGACUGUAACAGACCGGGUCAAACACGUCUGUCCGAAUGCUGCUCGAGUUGAUGUUCGAGGUCACCGACUGAGCGUGCUCACAGGUGGAGGAUGUUGACCUGAUGACAGCUGAAUCAGCAGCUUAACUCAUUUUUUUCUUUGAUUAUUUAACAGUCGAGCUGUAAUAAGUUUAAAUUGUUGACAGUUAUCAGUGAA
Messenger RNA from Archocentrus centrarchus (flier cichlid), 6623 nucleotides. RefSeq lists its product as uncharacterized. Gene Ontology annotation, biological process: negative regulation of transcription by RNA polymerase II. Gene Ontology annotation, cellular component: nucleus. The record is from RefSeq and is a predicted model, not a curated record. The coding region runs from base 183 to 4886 and encodes 1567 amino acids. The transcript has 27 exons. NCBI's taxonomy places the organism in Eukaryota, Metazoa, Chordata, Actinopteri, Cichliformes, Cichlidae. Gene Ontology annotation, molecular function: DNA binding; DNA (cytosine-5-)-methyltransferase activity, acting on CpG substrates; protein binding.